Molecule: messenger RNA, 675 nt
Organism: Trypanosoma brucei brucei TREU927
Lineage: Eukaryota; Euglenozoa; Kinetoplastea; Trypanosomatida; Trypanosomatidae
Gene: Tb927.8.860
Exons: 1
Coding region: 1-675 (224 amino acids)
Source: RefSeq, a predicted model, not a curated record
AUGUAUUUUUUUUUCUUUCAGGUAAUCGAUAGGGAAAAGUUGGCGUAUGCUUCAAACAUUUCCAUCAUAUUAGAGUUAUUGUGUGCUGUGCUUAUUUUUGUGUUGAUUGGCGUGUUUCUUCGUGUUGCUCCUCUAAAAUGGGCCCAUUUCGUAGCGCCCCGCCGAGUCAACGUGUGCCGUGCCGAAUUAAAUAUUAUUAAUCCAAAAGUUGAGGAUGCACUCGAAUCAACAGCGGUUGAGAGACCAAAGGAAAAUAUAACAAAUGUGAAAAGGCACAAGGAGGAGGAUUCCAGAGGAAAUAAAAUCUCUCCGAUUGUGGAAAAAACAACCAAUAGAGCGGAAAAAACCUCAAGAGUGGUGAGAGACAUAUCGCUUGAAGAUACUCUCGAUGAGUUUUUUAGGGAAGAGCAAUUGCUGCAUGAUACAUUACUAGAUGUUGAAACGGAUAUGAACUUGCACAGGGUUGAAAUUGAACCAACGAUGAGGUUGUUAUCGCCUCCGAAGGUUGUUAACCAACGUAUUAAAGUUCCUGCAAGUCCCGAAAAGCGCCGGGAAAAUGGGCGAGGGAAGGUGGUACCCGUAAGUAAGGUUCAUGAGAAAUCUCUAGAUGAAGCUCUUGAAUGUUUUUUUAAUGAUGAGGAACUGCUGGAAGGAACCCUUCAAGAGGUGUUUUGA